Messenger RNA from Diabrotica virgifera virgifera (western corn rootworm), 6242 nucleotides. RefSeq names its product craniofacial development protein 2-like. Gene Ontology annotation, cellular component: nucleus. The record is from RefSeq and is a predicted model, not a curated record. Gene Ontology annotation, molecular function: catalytic activity. The transcript is spliced from 4 exons. Gene Ontology annotation, biological process: chromatin remodeling. The coding region runs from base 2023 to 3213 and encodes 396 amino acids. NCBI's taxonomy places the organism in Eukaryota, Metazoa, Arthropoda, Insecta, Coleoptera, Chrysomelidae.
GUAGUUUUUAUAAUUUUAUAUUGGAUAGGUUAUUACUUAUUAUGGAGGUUAUAAUUUUUUGGCAGAACUCAGCUCAGAGAAUCGAAUAAGGAUUUUGUCUUUUGUAUUUUGAUAAUUUUAGACGUGAGACGUGGUACUGGUGGGUGGUACCAGGUACCAUCAUGGUGGUACCUCUUUGUCUUUUGGUCUUUAAGUCUUUAGUCUUUACCUUUACGUACCUACCAUGCCUACCAUGUACCUACUAAGUUCUUUAAAGUGUUUUACUUCAAUUCGAAUUGAAAAAUAUAUGGACAAUAAAAUGUCAGACAGCAAUUUAGCAACAUAAAAAAUAAAUAGCAAUGCUUCUUCCAUGUGAAGAAAACAAGUUUUCUGAUCUGAUCAACAAAAAUAUAAAGAAGACUUGGACAAAGACAAGACACAAAGAAUUGCAGUGCAGUGGUUAUCUGCAAUUUAUAGUAUCAUGUCUGUGUAAAGUUUGUCACUAAUGUAAAAAUCAGCCAUGGAAAAGUUUGAUCUAGUUAGGCACUGCCAAACACAAAUCUAUGCCAAGUGGUUUCUGGACAGAUGCUAAUAUCAGAUGCUUUUAAAAAACAGACAAAAACAAUGGGUUUGGAACCAAGAUUGCAAGAAGCUAAUUAAAUUUGAGAAUGCCAGGAUUCAUUGCAAAACACAAUUUUCUCUUCAAAUUAAGAAAUUGAUCAUCUUACAUUGAUUGGUCAGUGCACUGUAUCCUGAUUUUGACAUUCCAAAAAACUUAAUUGUGGUCCUACAAAGCUCCUUCAUUAAAUGUAUUAGAAGAAAGAGAGGCAAACAAUGUAAUCAAGUUUAAUAAAGGAUGGAGCCGGCUUAGGAUUAUGUAUUGAAGGUUAAAGAGAUUCGCCACAAGGAAUGUGCCAUUAUUGGUCAGGAAGAUAUUUACAGGAAGAGCAGCUGAAAAUGAUAUCAAGUUCACAUUACCAACAAAAAUCCAAGCAAGAAGAUUCCAGGCGGCAAAGUCGGUGCAAAAAAAUCGAUCCACUUAAAAUUUUUUUCAUUUUUGAAGUCUCGAAUUUCCUAAACCUGUUGUCCGAUGUAAGUGAUUUUUUUACCAUGUUAUAGCCUAUAUCAUGUUACCAUGUAUAUAACAAUAUCGCUAUAAUAAUAUUGUUGCUGGACAUAUAAACUGUCAUUGGAUACCGGAUGUACGAAUCAAACUGUGUUUUUUUCUCAAAGUUCGCAUCACCCGGUGGACUAUUAUAGCAUUUAUAAAAUACUGAAAUUAAAACCCAACUAUAGCCUCAGGUUUUCUUAACAUUCUUUUUUUAGAUUCAUUCGCUUAUGUAGGAUAAUAAAAAAGUUAGGUACUUUAACAACUGGCCAUGUUUGUCAUCAGUACAGGGUGUUUCUAAAUAAGUGCGACAAACUUUAAGGGGUAAUUUCACAUGAGAAAAUAAUGACAGUUUGCUUUAUAAUCAUAUAUCCGCAAACGCUUCGUUUCCGAGAUACGGGAUGUUCAAUUUUUUUACAAACUGACGAUUUAUUUAUUGCUUUAAAACCAGUUGAGAUAUGCAAAUCAAAUUUGGUGGGUUUUAAGACGUAGUUAUUGCACAUUUUUUGACAUACAGUUAAGAAUUUAAUAUUCACCAUUGGCGCGCAAACGGGUAUUAUGACCGAUCAUAUUACCCGUAUGCACGCCGUAUGGUGAAUAUAAAAUUCUUAAUUGUAUGUCAAAAAAUGUGCAAUAACUACGUCUUAAAACCCACCAACUGCAACUGGAUUGGUCUGCAGGCUAAACUAAGUGAGGGUAGUCAGAUAUGGCGAAAACUCCACCGAGCGAUUGCCGGUAUAAGCAAUCCCACACUUACUGACCAACGGCUUCGGGCGGAUGAGUUGGUAAGUGGAAGGGCACUCUUUUGUCCUGGCGCUAAGAAAUUGGCACCAAAGGCGAAUGAAUCAAGUAAAUGACCAACGGCAUAAGGAUACAGAAGGCAAGGAGAAACCACUGUAUUAAAGAUCCAAUUGGAUAUCUCUAGUACAAUCAUCAUGGCUGUACAACGUACAAUAAAUUCUGGUACUGAUCAUGGACAUCGGAAAACAAGAUCCGGCAGGAGAGGUAAUUCUCAUGACAACAGGGCCUCUCAGGUCGUAACCCGGCGAAAUCCCUGUUUUAAAGAUGCAAUAAAUAUUGGUACGUGGAACGUCAGAAGUAUGUAUGAACCUGGAAAAAUGAACAAUAUUAUACAAGAGAUGCAAAGGUUAAAUAUCGAUAUUUUAGGUAUCAGCGAUACAAGGUGGUCGAGUUCAGGCAGCUUCGCGACAAACAACGGAAUGAUAUAUUUUUCAGGAAAUAAUGACCCACACCACAGAUAUGGAGUAGCAAUUGUUGUAUCAAAAAAAAUGAUGCAGUCUGUUAUUAACUUUACACCAGUGUCUGAUAGAGUAAUAUUCCUUCAACUUCAUACAAAAACUGUAAAUCUUAAUAUCAUACAGGUUUAUGCUCCUACUGCAGAAAAAUCAGAUGAAGAGGUUGAGGAAUUCUAUAAACAAAUUAACCAUGUUCUAAAAUCUAUAAAGGCAAGAGACGUCACAAUUAUCCUUGGUGAUUUUAAUUCCAAAAUUGGGGAAGGAAAAAGCGGCAAAUAUGUAGGAAAUUAUGGUCUCGGGUUAAGGAACGAGAGAGGAGACCGAAUGUUACAGUUCUGCCAAGAAAACGAUAUGAUUAUUUCAAACACAUUUUUUAAACUCCCCAAAAGAAGGCUUUAUACGUGGACAUCACCUCAACAUAACGCACAGAAAAUAGUUAGGAAUCAAAUAGACUUUGUGUUGAUAAAUGAAAGAUACAAAAACGGCAUAAAAUCGGUUAAGGCGUACCCAGGCGCAGAUGUUUCCUCGGACCACAAUCCCUUGAUAGCGCGUGUAAGCAUUAAACUUAAGAAACCUUCACAAAGGGUAAAACCAGAUUACAUAGAUACCAGCCGCUUACAGAACUCAAAAAUCAAAGAAGAAUUAAAGCAACAGAUAAAUGGUAACCUAAGAAUGUUGUCUAAAAAGGAACCAAACACGCACGUGGAAAACAAGUGGCAAAACUUAAAAGAAGCCCUAAUAAAACCCGCUCAGAAUAUCCUUAGCAGAGGAAAUACGACAAAAAGACAAGAAUGGAUGACAGAGAAAAUUUUAAGUCUCAUGGAGGAACGAAGACAGUUUAAGGGAAAAUGCAAACAAAAAUACAACUAGAUACACAAGCAAAUUAGAGAUGAAAUAAGGUCAGCGAAAGAAAACUUUUACAAAAGAAAAUGUGAAGAAAUUGAAGAACUGCAAUUAAAACAUGAUACGUUUAACCUACAUAAAAAGGUAAAAGAGUUGGCAGGUAUACAAAAAAGGAAGCAUCCCAAUGUCCUAUACAACGCAAAUGGACAAAUAAUAACUGACCUACAAGAAAAGCUUACGACAUGGAAGAAUUAUAUAGAAGAACUCUUUGCCGAUGAAAGAGAGGAUCAUGAUAUUGGUAACAUACAAGGUGAGGAAGGACCAAAAAUCUCUAAAGAAGAAAUACUAUAUGCUAUAAAAACAAUGAAAAAUGGCAAAUCACCGGGUCCAGAUGGACUUCCAUCGGAACUUCUUAAGCUUGUGGAAGAUGAAACAGUAAAUGUUUUGGUUGACCUCUUUAACUGCAUUUAUAAAACGGGAGAAAUACCUAAGGAAUGGCUUCUGUCAACUUUUGUGACUAUUCCAAAGAAAACAAACGCAAAACUUUGCACCGACCAUCGCACAAUAAGCUUAAUGGGACACACACUAAAAGUAUUUCUUAAAGUGAUACAUACAAGAAUUCACAAAAAACUAGACGCUGACAUCAGUGAUACUCAGUUCGGGUUUCGAAACGGGCUUGGAACAAGGGAAGCACUAUUUGCACUUAAUAUCAUGUGCCAAAGAUGCCUGGAUGUUAACCAGGAUAUAUAUAUAUGUGCUUUAUUGACUACAACAAGGCGUUCGAUAAAGUUCGCCACGAACACCUGAUGAGACUGUUGGUAGAGAAAAACUUGGAUAAAAGGGACCUCAGAAUUAUUUUCAAUAUUUACUAUAACCAGAAGGCGAAUAUAAGAGUAGAACGGGAAACAACCGAGGAACUCGAGAUCAAAAAAGGCGUAAGGCAGGGAUGCAUACUUUCACCAACCUUGUUUAACUUAUAUUCAGAAGAUAUUAUAAACAGAGCCCUUGCUGACCAAGAUAUAGGAGUUAAAAUAAAUGGCACUUUAAUAAACAAUUUGAGAUACGCUGAUGACACAGUAUUAAUAGCAGAAACCCCGGAAGAUCUCCAAACACUGAUAAACAGAAUAGUAGAGUGCAGCGAAAAGUUCGGUUUAUCACUUAACAUAAAAAAACAAAAAUAAUGAUGGUGUCGAAAUCUCCACAAAAUUUUUCUGACAUAACCGUACAUGAUCAAAGAAUUGAGCGUGUUAGAAAAUAUAAUUACCUGGGAACUGUGAUUAAUGAAAACAACGACAACUCUGAAGAAAUCAAGAUCAGAAUAGCAAAAGCUAGAGCUACUUUUACCAAAAUGAAAACAGUUUUAUGCGGAAGAGAGCUAAGUUUAAAUCUUAAAAUUCGCCUGAUGAGAUGUUACGUGCUGUCAGUUCUUUUCUAUGGAAUGGAAGCUUGGACACUGAAAAAGAUCGAUACAAGGAAAAUAGAAGCAUUCGAGAUGUGGAUGUACCGCAGGAUACUGAGAAUAUCGUGGACAGAGAGAGUGACAAACAUGGAAGUGUUGCGAAGGAUGCAGAAAGAAAAAGAACUUGCGCUUACUAUUAAAAAGCGCAAACUGCAAUACUUGGGACAUAUAAUGAGGGGACAAAAGUACCAGCUACUACAAUUAAUUAUUCAGGGAAAAAUAAUAGGUAAAAGAUCCAUUGGCAGAAGAAAACAUUCAUGGUUGAAGAAUUUAAGAGAUUGGUACAAGUGCAGCAGCUGCCAAUUAUUUAGAUCUACGGUAUCAAAAAUACGCAUAGCCUUGAUGAUAGCCAAACUUCGGAACGAGGACGGCACCUGAAGAAGAAGAAGAAAACCCACCAAAUUUGAUUUGCAUAUCUCAACUGGUUUUAACCCCUUCGUGUCGGACCGUCAUUCGGCAAGUCGGCUCCUAUAUACGGAUUCGAGCGCUUGCCGACCGGCUUCGCGGUCGGUUAAAAUACAGUAUCACACUACAACUAAUUAAAGUUAAUGUAAUAAUAUCACUAAUUUUAGAAAUAAAACUAUUUUUAUUAAAUUUAUUAUUCUACAUAGUAUGUGAGUUAAAUUAAAUUUUAUCCUUAAAAUACCAUUUUGAACAAAAAUUAUUAAAAAAGAUAAACAAGAUAAUUCGGAUGGAAUUCCCCAGAUUAUUUUCUGUUUGAUAUCGUCCCAGUCUCCUAAUCUGGGAAAUUCCAUCCGAAUUAUCUUGUAAGUGAUAGUAAGGUAAGUUGCAAACAGCAGCACAGUAACUUUACCUCCCACACAAUCCCAUCAGUCAAACAUGCAAACAACCUUAUCACCAAUAAAAUUAACUAAAUCUAAUCUUCAGGACAUCACCCACUUUUGGGCGUGGUUUCCCCACUUUUAGAUUUGAAUAAGGUAAUUCGGAUGGAACAAAAAUACCUGAAAUAUGAUGCAGAUGGUGGCAUCGCCGUAUAUGGCGAACAAAAACUCAUGAUGCACCCGUGUGCAUCACCGUACUGAGCGGACAGUCAAGCAUAAUGCACACGGGUGCAUCACCGUACCGAAGGGGUUAAGGUUAAAGCAAUAAAUAAAUCGUCAGUUUGUAAAAAAAAUUAACAUCCCUUAUCUAAACGAAGCGUUUGCAGACAUAUGAUUAUAAAGCAAACUGUCAUUAUUUUCUCAUGUAAAAUUACCACUUAAAGUUUGUCGCACUUAUUUAGAAACACCCUGUACUGUUAAUGAACAUGGCCAGUUGUUAAAGUACAGCAAUAUUAUUACAGCGAUUAUGAAUAAGGCUACAGCGUUAAUUAAUAGGGCUAUAACAUGGUAAAACAAUCACUUAUAUCGGACGACAGGUUUAGGAAAUUCGAGACUUCAAAAAUAAAAAAAAAAUUAAGUGGAUCGAUUUCUUUACACCUGAGUGCACAUAUUUUCACCUAAAUUCAUUUAUUACAAGGUUUAGUAUUUUGAUAGUAUUCUACGAAAUUCAUGAUUAAAAUAACUUUGUGUUUGACAUAACCAAUUAUGUAUAUGUAAUAAAUCACAAAUUGAAUAAUAUAGUAAUUAAAUUUCUA